Messenger RNA from Triticum turgidum subsp. durum (durum wheat), 1878 nucleotides. The record is from the annotation of a GenBank genome assembly. NCBI's taxonomy places the organism in Eukaryota, Viridiplantae, Streptophyta, Magnoliopsida, Poales, Poaceae.
AUGGAGAAUGUGCAGUAUGCCGAAGAACUCGUGAGGGAGUUUCUUGUGUUCAGGGGUUUCACGAACACGCUGCAAGCUUACGAGGCAGAACUGUCCACCGAGAUCGGCAGGAACUUUGAAGUAGACAAGAUCCUAGAUCUAGUGUUCUCAGUGUACAUACCAAAAUACCAACUGGAUAGACUGCUAAGCAUCUUCAGCUUUUUAAAACAGUGUUUCACUUCACCUGCGGACACGGUACUCUACACGGCGCUUCUUAAACUGGAGCAGUCAGUAUUACGUUAUUAUGUUGUCAAUGCCUUGAAAUCUGGAAGGCAAGAAAAAGUUAUUGAAUUCUUUAGCGUAGGCGGCAGUCAUCUGAUGCAAAAGCGUGAAGAUUGGAUAGCAUGGUUUGCUAUACCAUAUAUUAAGAACCCAAGCUUGGAUCCACAGUUCCGUAUGUAUUUUUCCAAAGAAUGGUCAGAUACUUUGGUUCUUUCAUUUCGGAACUUCUUAAGUGGGAUAUUCAAUGGUACUCGAAUCCCAGCUCUUAUGAAGAUUAGCACUGAAAAGAAUAUGAUCAAGUGCCUCAAGAGUGACAUAAAGCAACUGAAUAACAAAUUGUCAGAGCUGCAAGCAUUGUUAGAGGUCAAGGAAGUUGAACUAUCCCUGCUGAGAAGGAAUGAUCAUAGUAUUAAUUCCGGACACAAGAAUUUACUCAAGAUUACUACAGCUGGUUCCUCCGUUGGGGGACAAGCUUUCUCAGGAGUCUAUGAAGAAUCCUCAACUUCAAGUACAACUGUACAGGGUGUCAAUUCACAGACUUUGAGUUCAGCAAAAUCAAGAGCUGAGAAAUUGUGUGAUUCUUCUCGGAUGAGCAAUGCAGAAAAUGAGCAGAUUUUGGUGACAGAGGAAGACUUUCCUGAAGUGAAGGUGGAUUUUCAGGAAACAUUUUUAGGCCAUAACAGUUCAAUAAGUAGCUGUCGAUUUUCUGCUUCUGGAUCAAAUAUUGCUAGUUCUUCGACUGAUGGCACAGUGAGAAUCUGGACAUACGACUCAUCAACACCAUCAUCAAAAAAUGCCACUAUAUAUUGUGGGGCUGAAGUCAGCGCACUUUCUUGGGAAUGCAGAUCUGAUCGCUUGCUGCUCAUAGGCACAGCUAAUGGAGGCAUUAAAGCUUGGAAUGCUGAUGCAAAGAGAGUUGUUUGUGACCUCAGUACAUCCAAGGACUUCCCAAGUGUGCUUGAUUUGAAGUGUAGCCCUGUAGAUCCCGUGUUUGUCUCUGCAGCUGCAUCGAGACGGCAUGGAUCAACUAUAUUUGAUAGAACAGGAUUUGCUUCCCUGACAGUAUGGCAUAUGAAAACAUGGAAGCCUCUGACAGUCCUCCCUCUUGGCGAGGAUCCACCUGCUAUUACUUCACUUUGCUUCAAUCACAAUGGGAAGAUCUUGGCAGCCUCUGCAACAGAUGGAAUGAUUCACAUGUUUGACAUGUCUGCUGGUCUACAAAUCACUGGAUGGCCUGCCCAUGACUCCCCUGUGAGCUCAGUUCUUUUUGGGCCAGCUGAAACAAGCAUCUUCAGUUUAGGCUCAGAUGGAAAGAUAUUUGAGUGGAGCUUGCACAAUCAAGGUCAGAUUAUUUGGUCAAGAGAUUGCAGUAGGUUUUGCAACCCUGAGAGCUUUAACAAACGCAUGCAUGAGGUAGCAUUGGAUUCUAAUGGCAAGAGACUUCUUGCUACGUCGGGUUUGGUUCGGGCUCCAAUAUACCAGGUGCAAGGCCAUGAGAGAGGGUUGAGGACACUUCCUCAUACUGCACCUAUAACAAGUGUGGACUGGCACCCCACGCGGUCAAUCUAUGUUACUGGUUCUGAAGACCACUCUGUCCGCGUCACGUCCAUUCUAUGA